AUGGUGGUAAGGACUUGCGGCAGGCACCGCACCCUCGUCAUCUGCCCAGCCAUUCCCGCCGCGCUUGAACCGCGCGCCUGCUUCCCUCCGCCCACCGUCACCGCGUGCCUCUGUGCCUCCGUGCCUCCCCUCCACACGCACGUGUCAGAACAGAAUCCCAAGCUUGGCAACCAGCUCCCGCCGGCGAUCAACCGGCUAGCUUUCGAUCUUCGUAGAUUCACAAGGCUCGGGGUCUGUUCUUGCGACGCGAAGCGGCAAGAACAGUUCGACCAGCACGGGGGGGAAUAG
Closterium sp. Naga37s-1 is the source of this 288-nucleotide messenger RNA. Lineage: Eukaryota; Viridiplantae; Streptophyta; Zygnematophyceae; Desmidiales; Closteriaceae. The record is from the annotation of a GenBank genome assembly.